UGUCGCUUUGCUUGACAACUAGGCGAAAUAACGAAAAUGCUGCUGUUCAUGUGGUAGAAGCCAUCCGAAAUGAUUUGACAAGGGGUCAAAAGGGUGCCGCACGGUAAAGCAAUGGGGGAUGAACAUAACAGCGGUUUGGAGGACGACAGUUUCUUUGAUAAGAAGACAACUUGUCGCUUGUCUCUCCAAAUGAUAGUGGAAAGGCACCUACCACCGGAAGCCUCAUCCUGGGAUUAUGAGGAAAUAAUUUCCGCUCUGAACAAGAUAACUCAUGUUCGAUUAGACCGAGAGAAUAUUAGACAGAUUGACAACUUAGAAUUGUUUGGAUCCAGUGUGACUAAUGUCUAUCUACAGAAGAACUGCAUCAAGAAGAUUGAGAACUUGAGCUGCCUGACAAACUUGGUGUUCCUGACAUUGGCUGGGAACAAGAUUAAGAAGCUUGAAAAUUUGACAGGUUUCUCCAAACUAGCCCUGCUAGACUUAUCUGACAAUCAGAUAGAGGACUUUGAUGUUGAUGAAUUUCCACAGAGUUUGGUCAUCCUCAACUUGAGUAAUAAUCCAUGCACAAAUUUACCAGAUCACAGGGGCAGCAUUAUUCAGGAGCUGCCAUGUUUGCGGCAGCUGAAUGGGGAAGAUGUGUCCAGAGAGGAACGCUUAGAGGCGGGAUAUUGUGUUUCCAGUGAGGAGGAAGAGGGCUCAGAGGACAGUGAUGUGGGGCCAGCAACAAACACAGUGCCUACCAACUCUCAUGGGAGAGAUAACGAGCCAGGUUCUGUGAAGUUUAUGGCUAAUGAGAUGCUGACACGCUCUCAACAGAGGCUAGAGGAGUCACUGACUUUACACAAACAGCGUUCAGAGGACAUGAUGAACAUGAGAAUAAAGUUUCGUCUUCCACCAGUCAGUGCCAGGAGUGAGGGUCAGGGGUCAGGGGAGAUAUAAAGGCUGUGUAAGAGCCUUCCUUCCACAUCUAGUGCACCAAUCCAUUCCAUUUCAGGCUCUCAAUCCUCCUCAUGUGAACUUCUUAAGGAUCUAUGCUGAGAUUUACCUGAUUUUAUCUGUGUUCUUAUCCUUUACCUAAUAACAGAGGCAGGGACGACUUUCACAAAAUCUUAUGUCAUAUUUCUUGAGAAAAGGUGUAAAAAAUUGCUUUACAGAGUUUUGUGAAAUCAGCCCCUUUUUUGCUCAUGUGAAAUGAAAUGAAAUUAACCUUGGUGGUUUAGAGCCAUUGUGUUAUAGACUAGGGCUUAGGUUCAAUCCCAUGUCAAGUUAGUUGAAUAGUUGAAAUAAUUCGAAAGCAAUGGUGAACCCCAAACAUGAUAAGGUAAUGAGGUACCAUUUUGUCAGAAUUCCCACCUGGAAACUUUGGUCAGCUGUCCAGUAUGAAGGUAAGAAUCCUAAAUAUGUAAAGCCAGCUUAGGGUAUCAUUUGGUGGCUUAGCAGUCUGCUUUGAUGUGUUUCAAUUUAGGUCAAUCCCAUUCUUACAUAUAAGGUGUAUACAAUCUACACCAGUACAGGUGCUAACUCAGUAACUCGCUAUUUUAUUUAUAUGUGUACAUGUAGCAAUUUUUAUGUGAUGUACAUAUAGGGGAUAAAUUCUGACCAGAAAUGCUUUAAUACACAACUUGUAAUUAGAAUAUGUAUCCUGUUUUGAUAACAGCUGUGAUACUACAUGUAUCUUGAAGUAUCUUCGCGUUGAGGAUUUUUAUUGAGUCUAUGCAUGUCAUGAACUGUUAAUGUUAGUUCAAGCUAUAACUCAUUCCUGAUACUGUUCAUGCUAUCGUAUUCUUCAUAUUGGGUAAAUCUGUGACACAUUUGGAUUGUAAAGUGGGCUUGUAAUAAUGUCGCUAGUGAGUCACACAAACUUGGUGUGGCCCUAAAACAAGUGUCUAUUUUUCUUUUUUGCAAAAAUUUGCUUUCAUAUUUUCUUUUUUUGGGCACAAGCACUGCACACAUUACUUGAAUGAACUUCAAAAGAAUUUUCUUCAGACCUGAAUGUAGGUGUAGAAAAAGUUGUGUGACGUCACUGAUACAUACGUUAUCAAUAUGGUCCAUUAAACCCACAAACUCAAUUUGGUGAAAAAAAUAGAAAUAUAAGGAACAGUAUUUUCAGAUACAGGUUUUAAUGGUCUUUCUACCAGUGUCUACAUCAUUUUUAUGGUUUCUUUCCUUUGACAUGAGUCAUAGACACCAUUUUUCAUCAUAAUUGUCAAGUAUUGUCACAGAUCUCAAAAUUUUGGCCUAAGAUUAUUUUUUAGUGAAAAACAGUUUGGAGAUUCAGAUAAUCCUUAUAUGAGAAUCCAUUCAAAACAUGGCAGGGUGUUGGACAAAACUUAAUACAUGCCUUUAUCACAUUCCUUGCAUUUCUUUUCAUUUAAGAUACAUUAAGUGUGUAUGCCAUUUUAUGUGCAUAUGUUAUCUUUGUUAUCAUUUAAUUCCUUUUAUCAUUGUAUUUUAUAGGUAUUGCUAUGACCGUUAAAUAUGACAGGUGUAUUCAUGCUUUUGUAUGUAUAUUGAGAAGUGUUUAUGUUGAAUGUUAUUUCAUGCGGAAUUGUACUGUAUGUAGACCUUCAGGUCCCAAAUGCAGUAUAGUGGAUUAAGAACGUGGGGAUGUAGGGCCAUAGACGAAAGUACAUCUAUCUUUAUAAUCCCAGGUAUAAUAUUUUUAUGUGAACAUGUUAUCUUUGUUUUCAUUUAAAUCAUUUAUCAUUGUAUUUAGGUAUUUCGAUGACUGUUAAAUAUGACAAAUGUAUUCCUGCAUUUGUAUGUAUAUUUGGAACUAUUUAUGUUUGAUGUUAUUUCAUGCAGAAUUGUACUGUAUGUAGACCUUCAGGUCCAAAAUGGAGUAUAAUGGAUUAAGGACUUACGGGUAUGGGACCACAGACGAAAGUUGCUUGCUCUUGACCAGUGUACAGUAAACAAUUCCCUCUUGUUAUUUCCCUUGCCAUCGUGCCACAGAUACAUAUCGCCAGGCCAAGACAGUUAUUUUUAGCUAUGAUUACAUAAACAUAUCGAAUUCAUUUCCUCCUAAAUGGCUAAAUUAGGGUUGUUGUAUGGCAGUUGGUGAAGUCCAAUGUAUAAUAAGGCCUGUUUAUAAAAGAUCAAAACAUAUCUUUUAGUGGGUAAUUUAUAUGCCUAUAUGUAUAUGUGUUAUUUUGUUGUUCAUUUAAAUACACCUUUUUGGGCCGUUUGCCACUUGCGUUACUUUAUAUGACAAAACGUUACUUUAUAUGACAAAAUAAACACUUAUGAAAAUCAAAUGUGUAAUAUUGUACCUGUAUUUCUUUUUUGUGUGUGCUUGUACAUAAGAAGUUUUAUUCAUCAUUCGACCAUAUUCAACAAGGAUUAACCUUGUCCACGGCGAUCUCCAGAAAUAGUCGGCCGAUCUCAACCGAAUUUUGAACCUUAAAUACUUUUUUAAUACUUAUCAACUUAGAAAGUAGUUUUAAUGCUCAUUUGAAUUAUGUGUCUAAAUAUGAAGCACAUAUUCCUUUGAAGGUAUUUUGGUUAUUGUUUAUUUCUAUUUUAUGUAGGAACAUCCCUUGGUGUAAUAUUAAUUCCCUGUAUCAACGUGAAUGAUGGGUUACUGGUUUUUUACAUCAUGUGACAUGCUCAGUAUUAUAUUCAAGGUAUUCAAAUGCUGGUAGUUGGGAGACAUGUUUUGGUUCGAAAACUUUUUUUUCUCUUGCUAUCUCGGCUUUUACUUUGAAAUCUGUGGACCAUUUGCUUGUAUGCUGUCGUCUGCCGACAUUAUGUAUCCAAGCGGGAAACUAGAACUGCACGUAGUAGAUAACUUCACUACCAUGUGGAAAAGCGAAUAAAUCAAUAUAUACGACGUGUGGUUGAGGAAGAAUCACAUAGACCUAUUCUGCAUUAAGAUUUCAUAAGGUUUCCAC
Messenger RNA from Liolophura sinensis, 3893 nucleotides. Its product is annotated as leucine-rich repeat-containing protein 46-like. Gene Ontology annotation, molecular function: protein binding. The record is from RefSeq and is a predicted model, not a curated record. The transcript is spliced from 7 exons. The coding region runs from base 112 to 939 and encodes 275 amino acids. NCBI's taxonomy places the organism in Eukaryota, Metazoa, Mollusca, Polyplacophora, Chitonida, Chitonidae.